This is a messenger RNA of Ctenopharyngodon idella (grass carp), 2532 nucleotides long. It is a transcript of the gene drll.3, whose product is annotated as draculin-like, tandem duplicate 3. The record is from RefSeq and is a predicted model, not a curated record. Bases 700 to 2532 code for a protein of 610 amino acids. The transcript has 3 exons. NCBI's taxonomy places the organism in Eukaryota, Metazoa, Chordata, Actinopteri, Cypriniformes, Xenocyprididae.
UGAACUGUAUUAUAAUCAUUGUCACAUUUGCAAUCGUGCUGAUCACGAAAAACACUUUUGCUCCUGCUCGCGUGAUAUAGCUUAAUUUAUGUUAUUAAACUCAGCAGCACUCAAGAAUUCAUACAGGGGCAUUUUUUGCCGUAUCUUGAAUUUUGGUGGCAUUUUUUAUUUAUUUAUUUUUUUGUCAUAAACCACCAUUAAUUUCCGACCUGUUUAUCGUUAUUAUGUUGUGAAAAUUGUGGUUGAAAAAGUGAGGAUCAGAACCACUCCUACUUGGAUAAAUCAGUCGCUGUCUGUAUUACUUCAGGAAUCCGCUUGUGGCGCACUUGAGCAUAUUUUAAUUUACAUCCAGAGGGACAAAAUUGGGGAGAAUAAGUAAUGUGUUGUGUCAGUGUGCAAUAAAAUCUAGUUUUAUGUUUCUGGUUUCAAUGAAACACUAUGGUGGACCACUCGGGUUGAUGAUAUUGGGCCUUAUGUGGGUUUAAAUGAAUCUUGAUCACGGACAAUAGUCAUGUUUAAUAGCGCUCGAAUGAUGUAGUUUAUCAGAUGUGAGCACCGGGGCAGGACAGCUGCUUGUCAAUUCUUUUGAAGCUCAUCUUACAAAAAGGAAGAUUAUUUCCAUUUGGACAACGGAUUUUCUCAACAGAACUACCCCACAGUGAUCUUAAUUCACACUUGGAAGGAGAGGAAAGCGAGAACAUGAGUGAUCCAAAACCCUGCACAAAGAAACAUCAUGAUACUGAAGAAAAAAGAGACCUGAUGGGAGCGAACAAGAAAGGAAAGACGGAAGCGAAAAAAUCUGUCAACUGCUCUCAUUGCAAAAAAAGUUUCACACGUAAAACACACCUUAAGAUUCACAUGAGAGUUCAUAAUGGAGAGAAGCCGAAACAAAAAAAAGCCAUUAGGAGGAACAUAAAGAUCCACGCUGGAGAGAAGAUUUCUGACUGUCAUCAUUGUGGGAAGAGUUUUGCCUGCAAAAGUAACCUUAAGGGACACAUGAGAAUCCACACUGGAGAGAAGCCACAUACAUGUGACCAAUGUGGGAAGAGUUUCACAUGCAAAGGAGACGUUAAGAAACACAUGCAAAUUCACACUGGAGAGAAACCGCACACAUGUGAUCAAUGUGGGAAGAGUUUCACACGCAAAGGAGACGUUAAGAAACACAUGCAAAUUCACACCGGAGAGAAAUCGCACACAUGUGAUCAAUGUGGGAAAAGUUUCGCAUGCAAAGGAGACGUUAAAAAACACAUGAGUAUCCACACUGGAGAGAAGCCACACACAUGUGAUCAGUGCGGGAAGAGUUUCACACAAAAAGUACACCUUAAGAAACACAUGAAAAUCCACACCGGAGAGAAGCCGUACACAUGUGAUCAGUGUGGGAAGAGUUUCGGACGAAAAGACGCGCUUCAGAUACACAUGGUAAUCCACACCGGACAGAAGCCGCACGCAUGUGGUCAGUGUUUUAAGACUUUCGCAUUAAAAGGAAACCUUAUGAUACACAUGAGAAUCCACAAUAGAGAGAAGACGCACACAUGUGAUCAAUGUGGGACAAGUUUCGCACGCAAAAGAGAACUUGAGGAACAUGUGAAAAUCCACACUGGAUAUAAGCCACACACGUGUGAUCAAUGUGGAAAGAGUUACACACGAAAAGACCACCUUCAGAGACACAUGAAAAUCCACACUGGAGAGAAGCCACACACAUGUGAUCAGUGUGGGAAGAGUUUUGCACGCAAAGAAGAACUUAAGGAACAUGUGAAAAUCCACACUGGAGAGAAGCCACACACAUGUGACCAAUGUGGGAAGAGUUUCAUACGCAAAGGAGAAGUUAAGAAACACAUGCAAAUUCACUCUGGAGAGAAACCGCACACAUGUGAUCAAUGUGGGAAGAGUUAUAUUACCAAAGAAUACCUAAAGGAACACAUGAAAAUCCAUACUGGAGAGAAGCCGCACGCAUGUGAUCAGUGCGGGAAGAGUUUCACACAAAAAAGUAACCUUAAGACACACAUGAAAAUCCACACUGGAGAGAAGCCGCACACAUGUGAUCAGUGUGGGAAGAGUUUCAUGCAUGGAAGCACUCUAAAAUUACAUCUCCAUACUCAUUCUGUAGAAGGGCCAUUUUACUGUGAUCAUUGCGGUAAAAGUUUUGGUUUGGAAUCAGUCCUGAGGAACCACCUGAAAAUUCAUGCUAAGGAGAAACGUCAUUCGUGUUAUUCAUGUGGAAAGAGUUUUCGGUACUUGGCGGUUUUAAAAAUACACCUGAAAAGACACAGCUCUGUAAAGCCUUAUAUGUGUUUUGAGUGUGGGAAGAUGUUUUUUACAAGUUCCGAACUUAAACAGCACCAGAUAAUUCACACUGGAGAGAAACCUUACAAAUGUUCACACUGUGACAAGAGAUUCUCUCUGUUAGGAAACAUGAAAACACACGAGAGGAUCCAUACUGGAGAGAAGCCAGAUGACUGUCCUCCAAGUGAGAAGAGUUUUAGUAAAUUAGCUUCUCUGCGCAGUCACACAAAAAGUAAGAAACAACAGUAA